AUGGAGUGCCCUGUGUGCCUGGGAGCAAGUACUCGCGAAGAAAGUUUUCACUGCACGAAAAGCGAUGACAACAGAAAUUCUACUGAACGGAAUACCCACGUAAAAGAUUUCAAGGCAUGCGGAGAUCCAGAGUCUGUGGACGUGGCGGAUCAGUGGAACGCUCGGUGGAUGGUUACUGUGGACGAGGGCGAAUUUGGUAGCGGCUGCAUCGACAUGACGUUUGACCGCAUCCCAACGUUCCACUUCUGUACCACGCUGUUUCCCAUCAUCAUUCUCUCCCUACUCAUGUGCAUCACCUUCGUGCUGCCCAUUGAAAAGGGGGACCGUAUUUCCUUCGGGAUGACGAUCCUGUUGUCCAUGGUGGUGUCUCUGGUUUUCGUCACGGAUGUCCUACCGGCCAAGGGCUCCAUGCCUGCAGUAGCGCUGCUGAUCGUCGUGUACAUGUGCAUGAUGGGAUUUUUCCUGAUCGUGACCGUGAUAGUCAUCAGGAUCAGCUCAAAGGAUGAAGACCUCCCUCCACUUGUGAAGAAGGUGUUUCUCCGGUAUGUUGCACGCCUGGUGCUCCUGGGGGACCUGACCAAGCCAACACAAGGUCACACUGUCCUGAAAGUGGACGACUUUGAAAUGGCGCCGACAAGCAUGCCGGGAAAUGACAGUAAAUCAUCCGAAGCUGAGCCAGACCACCUUCUCGAAGUCCUGCUGUCUCUUAAGGAGUCCGUCGAUAAUCUUAGCAAUGCCGUGGAGACCUUUGGAACCUCCAAACCCUCCGAAGCGACGGAAGACGAACCUGCAAAAACGGACUACUCCCAGCUUGCCAGGGUCCUGGACCGUCUGUGCCUCAUCUUGUAUGUGUUCGGAUUGAUCUUUUCGAUUCCCUGGGUUAGGUUUUCCGUACGCGACUCCGACGUAACCUAG
This is a messenger RNA of Branchiostoma floridae (Florida lancelet), 915 nucleotides long. Its product is annotated as acetylcholine receptor subunit alpha-1-B-like. The record is from RefSeq and is a predicted model, not a curated record. Gene Ontology annotation, biological process: monoatomic ion transport. Bases 1 to 915 code for a protein of 304 amino acids. Gene Ontology annotation, cellular component: membrane. NCBI's taxonomy places the organism in Eukaryota, Metazoa, Chordata, Leptocardii, Amphioxiformes, Branchiostomatidae. The transcript has 6 exons.